AUGUAUCAUUAUUUAUUUAUUGUCUUCUAUAGAAAAACUUCAUCUUGGCCGAGGCGUAAAUUUCCAACAGCUGUUUGUGCAGUUGCUACAUUCACAAUUAUUGUAAUGGCUGUUGGUAUACUCAUAGUUUGUUUUACAUCAUCAAAAGACAAAAAUAAAAUAUGCAAGUUAACUUUCAAACCGACAGUUAAAUAUGCAAUUGGUUACGAUUCACUUCCGUUACACGCUGCUGUAGGUGAUUUUAAUAAUGACAAUCAUCAAGAUCUUGCAGUUGCUUUUCACGGAAUUCAUAGCAUUGGUGUUUUUUUCGGUUAUGGAAAUGGGACAUUUAGAAAUCAAAUUGAAUAUGGCACUGGUCCAGGAUCUGCUCCAUAUUGGGUCGCUGUUACUGACUUCAAUAAUGAUACUUUAUUGGAUAUUGCUGUUGCCCAUUAUGGUACUAAUAGUAUAGGCGUAUUUCUUGGCUCGGGUGGUGGAAACUUUACUAAUCAAACAACGUUUUCACUUGGUUCUUCUCAGCCUUUAUCAUUGGUCAUUGGAGAUUUUAAUAAUGACCAUCAUCAAGAUAUCGCUGUAGCUAAUUCUGGUACUUCAAAUAUAGCGAUAUUAUUAGGCUUGAACAAUGGAUCGUUUUAUCUUGAAUCGACCAUUGAUAUGGGAUUUGAUUCUAAUCCUUGUUCACUUGUAGCUGCUGAUUUCAACAAUGAUAAACAAAUCGAUAUUGCUGUUGUUGAUAGUGGUGUUAAUACAUUAACUAUACUUUUAGGAAGUGGAUUAGGAACGUUUGUAAAACAUAAAUAUUCGACAGGUAGUGGUUCUAACCCGUCCUCACUCGUGUUUGGUGAUUUCGACAACGACAAUAUCUUAGAUAUUAUUGUCGCCAAUAACGGCACAAAAAGCCUAGGUUUAUUUCUAGGAUAUCGAAAUGGAAGUUUUAGAAAUAUGAUUACAGGUUCGGCUGGUCCUGAUUCGAGUCCACAGUUUAUUGUUGCUAGUGAUUUUGAUAACGACAGAAAUUUAGACUUGGUCGUUGUCAAUACAAAUUAUAACAAUAUAUAUUUGCUUAGAGGAUAUGGAGACGGAAAUUUUUCUCUGGCAGCAACACAUGAAACGGGACCCUCUUCUACUCCAAAUUCGAUUGUCACUGGUGAUUUCGACAAUGACAAUCGUCCAGAUGUCGCCGUUCUUAAUUUUCUCACUAAUAAUAUUCUUAUUUUGAGUUCAUAUGCCGUUCAUCCUGAUGCAACUCGAUGGACAUAUUCAACUGGCGCUGAUUCUAGACCAGAUUCUAUUGCAGUUGGUGAUUUCAAUCAUGAUAAUCAAUUGGAUAUUGCUGUUGCCAAUAUUAAUAGCAGUAGUAUUGGUAUAUUUUUUGGACUUGAUGAUGGAUCUUUUGAAAGUCAAAGAAUAUAUUUUAUUGGAAAAAAGUCUCGACCUCAAUCGGUUGUUGUGGGUGAUUUUAAUAACGAUAGCAAUCUUGAUAUUGUGGUUGGUAUAUCUGGUAUAAAUUCAAUUCGUAUUUAUUUAGGAAAUGGCAAUAGGUCUUUUAAAUAUACAAAAAGCUAUCCAAUAGAAAGUUCUUAUCCAUUCUUAGUUGCUGUUGGUGACUUCAAUAAAGACAAUAAUCUUGAUAUAGUUACUGCUAUUUAUGAUAAUAAUAAAGCAGGUAUCUUUCUUGGAGAUGGAAACGGUAAUUUUACAAUUAUAAAAACAGAUGCACCUGAAAGUGAUCCAUAUAUGAACUCUGUUGCUGUAGGAGAUUUCAAUCAGGAUGGUUUUCUAGAUUUUGCAGUUUCACAUUAUCGACGUGCUACAAUUAGUAUACAUCUUGGGUAUGGCAAUGGAUCUUUUCAUAUUUUAAUGAUUAUUUCAACUGGUUUUCAUUAUCCACGUAAUAUUGCUAUUGGAGAUUUGAACAAUGAUGGACAACUUGAUCUUAUCUUUGCUGAUCCUUAUUCUGCAAGUAUAGAUAUACUUUGUGGAUAUGAAAACGGGGCAUUUGGAAAUAUAACUAUGUAUUCGACUGGUGCUGGUUCCUGUCCAUGGUCUGUUGCUCUUGCCGACUUAAAUAAUGAUACUUUCCUAGAUAUUGUUGUUGUCAAUCAGUGGUAUUUUAGUAUUGGUAUCAUUCCUGGUUAUGGUAAUGGGACAUUUGGAGCACAAGAUAUGUUUUCGACUGGAUUUGGGUCUCUUUCAUCUUCGAUCGUCCUAGGAGAUUUUAAUAACGAUAAUCAGUUGGAUAUUGCAGUCAGCAAUACUGGUACUAAUGAUAUUCAUGUAUUUCUUAUAUCUUUUAAUCCAGAUUUCACAAAGAAAACUUCAAUUUUAACUGGCUCUCGUCCGCAUCCAUUUUCACUUGUUAUCGGUGAUUUCAAUAAGAAUAAUCGAACAGACAUUGCUGUUACUAAUGCAGGAAUCGAUAAUGUACAAAUAUUUCUUGAUUAUGAAAAAGAAACUUUUAUGAACAAAUUUGUCUAUCCAACUGGUUUUGGUUCACGUCCACAAUAUAUAACUACCGCCAAUAUUAAUAACGAUAAUCACCUUGAUAUUGUUGUGGCCAAUUAUUGGAUGGAUAAUAUAAAUAUAUUUUUUGGUAUUGACAAUGGAACAUUUGAUGAACCAACAGUACAUUCAACUGGCUUGAAAUCUCUUCCAAGUUCGGUUACUGUUGGUGAUUUUCAAAAGGAUGGUUGGAUGGAUAUGGUUGUUGCUAAUGAUGGUACAGACAGUAUAGGAAUAUUUCUUGGAUUUGAUUAUCCAACGUUUACAAGUGAUAGCAUUCUUUUAAAUGCACUCACUGUUGUUCCCUUUUAUAUUGUUGCAGCUGAUUUUGAUAAUGAUAAUCAAUUAGAUAUUGCAGUCUCUUAUUCAGAGAUUGACCUUAUUGAUAUACUAUUAGGAACUGGAAAUGGCAGCUUUAUUUAUAUGGCAUCAUAUUCAACCAGUUCCGUUCCAACGGUUAUGGUCGUUGGUGAUUUCAACAACGACAAACAACUCGAUAUUGCUGUAGCUAAUGCAGAUGGUUUCAGUUUCAGCGUUUUUCUUGGAUAUGGCAAUGGAAAAUUUGCUGAACAAAAUUUAUAUUCGACGGGUUCGUCAUCUCCAGGUUGUAUUGCUGUUGGUGAUUUCAAUCAAGAUGGUAAUCUCGAUAUCGUUGUUGCCAACAAAGGAAACGAAUAUAUUAGGGUAUUUAUAGGACAUGGGAAUGGAACGUUUACAGAAAAAAUAUCAUAUUGGACAUCAACUAAUUCAUCAGUAGUCUGGAUUAUCGUUGAUGAUUUCAAUAACGAUCAUAUACCAGACUUAGCUAUUGCUAGCCAAUACAACGACGAAAUUGAGAUACUUUUAGGAUAUGGUAAUGGUCUUUUUAGAAAUGCAACAAAAUAUUCAACAGGAUAUUAUUCUAGUCCAUAUUCAAUUGCUGCUGGUGAUUUGAAUAAUGACGGUUCAAUAGAUAUUGCUGUCACUAAUCAAGAUACUAAGAAUAUUGGCAUAUUUUUUGGUCAUGGUAACGGUACUUUUUCAUCUCAAACAACAAUACCGAUAGGCUUUGAAUCUAUUUUGACUAUGAUUGCUAUUGCUGAUUUGAACAAUGACACAAUACUCGAUAUAGUUGUGUCUGAUUUGGGCAAGGGUGAUGGUAAUAUUAGUGUACUUUAUGGAUAUGGAUAUGGAAAGUUCGCUAUGCUAAAGACCUAUUCAACUGGUGUUAAUUCAUAUCCGACAUGUUUUGUCAUAUAUGAUUUUAACAAUGACAAUAGAGUAGAUUUGGCUAUCAUUAUCCCUAAUACUGCCACUAUAAUAAUCAUGCUUCGAGAUAAAAUUACACCUUUUGCAACACAAAUAACUAUUUCAAUUGGCAAUGAUUCUUCUCCUACUUCAGUUGCCGUUGGAGAUUUCAAUAAUGAUGAUCGAUUAGAUAUUGCAGUUGCCAAUGCUGGUACGCAUAAUAUUGGUAUACUUCUCGGACAUGGUAAUGGGUCAUUUGACGAGCAAACAACAUACUCAACUGGUGAUUCUUCUAAUCCAGUUUGGAUUGUUGUAAAUGAUUUCAAUAAUGAUCAUCAAUUAGAUAUUAUUGUUGCCAAUUUUUUUACGAGUAAUAUUGGUAUUUUCUUUGGUUAUGGUAACGGAACGUUUGCCGAAAUAAUAUAUUAUUCGACUGGAAUUGGUUCAUCUCCAUGCUCAAUAGCAGUUGCUGAUUUAGAUAAAGAUAAUCGAUUAGAUCUUGUUGUUGCUAAUCUCGGUACCAAUAAUAUAGUUGUUUUUUAUGGUUUAGACAAUGGAGUUUUUGGAAAUCCAUUGUCAUAUUCUGUAAAUUAUAAUGCUCGACCUGUAUCUGUUAGUAUUGGAGAUUUUAACUAUGAUGGUUGGUUAGACAUCGCUGUUGCAUGUUAUGGUACAGACUAUGUAGAAAUUUUUCUACAAACAUGCUAA
Messenger RNA from Rotaria sp. Silwood1, 4437 nucleotides. The record is from the annotation of a GenBank genome assembly. Lineage: Eukaryota; Metazoa; Rotifera; Eurotatoria; Philodinida; Philodinidae.